This is a messenger RNA of Gossypium raimondii (Peruvian cotton), 1077 nucleotides long. RefSeq lists its product as uncharacterized. The record is from RefSeq and is a predicted model, not a curated record. NCBI's taxonomy places the organism in Eukaryota, Viridiplantae, Streptophyta, Magnoliopsida, Malvales, Malvaceae. The transcript is spliced from 3 exons. The coding region runs from base 243 to 557 and encodes 104 amino acids.
AAGCCCAAAGUUAUGGGCUUGAAUUUUGGGCCUUUUCCCCUUUUUCCUUCUUUUUCUUUUUUUCUCUUUUUUUUGCUGGGCUGGCCUGUUGAACUUGGGCUUUCUGGGCCUGCUGGGCUGCUGCCGAAUCUGGGCCUGCUGGCUGGCCUGCUAGAGAAAUGGGCCUGCUAUUUUUUUGCUGCUUUUUCUUUUUUUUUUCUGCUUUGUUUUUUGUUUUUUUUUCGCUGCUUUGGGCUUGACUAAUGGGCUCGCUGGGUCGGGUCUCCGGAUCGGGUCGUGUCAGAUCUGGGUCGGGUCGGUUUGACCCGACUGUUAAUUCUUUUUUUUCCCCUCUUCUCUCUUCUUUCUUCUUUCUUCUUUCUUUCUUUCUUCUCUUUUUCUUUCUUUCUUUCUUUUCCGAUCAGCCCUCCUCUUCCUCUGCUUUUGCCGACGGUGACCUGCUGCCCAGCGACGGCCGGCGGUGGCGCACACGGUGUCGGCGAUGGGGGUGCUGCGGCGGUGGGCACGGUGGCGCUGGUGCUAUGGCCGGCGGUUGCAGGUGGGCUAGGGAGGGCUAGGCCGGCCGCCACCUGUGGCUGCCAGAGGGACCAAAAUGUAAUGGCAGCAAAACUUUUGGGGUCAAAACGUAAUUUUAAGAAAGUUUAGGAGUUAAAAUGUAAUUUUUAAAAGUUUAGGGGUCAAAAUGUAAUUUAAAAAUUUUAGGGGUUUAACUGUAAUUUUGAGAAAGUUUAGGGGUCAAAAUGAAAUUUUAGAGAAGUUUAGGGGUCAAAAUGCAAAAAAUUAAAAAAAAAUUAAUUUUAAAUUUUUUUUUAACGAAAGUUAUUCCCGGACAAAAUUCAGUGAUUACAACCUAUAAAUAUGAAUACCGUAAAAUUAGAUUGCGCCAAUGUUCGUUUUCCUAAGGAUCAAAAAGUGGCGGAAGAAUUCAGUCCGGCGCCCUCUCGGUCUACCCCUAUUUCUUCUUGCCUUGCAACCCACUUAUUGAUGGACGUCAACAAUUUUAAUUCAUUUACAAACACUUCUAACACUUGAUUCUCAUGGUUUAUAUAUAAUUAGUGUUCAUUUUUACUCGUUUUA